Messenger RNA from Colletotrichum aenigma, 456 nucleotides. RefSeq lists its product as uncharacterized. NCBI's taxonomy places the organism in Eukaryota, Fungi, Ascomycota, Sordariomycetes, Glomerellales, Glomerellaceae. The transcript is spliced from 5 exons. The coding region runs from base 1 to 456 and encodes 151 amino acids. The record is from RefSeq and is a predicted model, not a curated record.
AUGGACGAGAUACGCCUGUCAUUACUGCUGCUCCUAAGGCGGCCUCGUCUAGACCGUAGUCCGAACAGGAUUCUGUCGACAAGUCGGUCGACGCAGGUAACGCGCUGCGAAGUCCCUCUUCUGUCCGUCCAUGGUUUCAACGAGCUCAGCCCAGCCAACGGCACUAGCUUCGACACCCAUGUUUGCGGAUCUAUCAUCGCCGCAGAGCAAGCACAGACAAUUUGGCAAGAGAACCCAAAGUCCUGGUCGGUCAUCCUUCGGAAUGACUGCUGCCUGACAGGCCACAGCAACCGACUGAUAGGGGAGAGGGAGAUCAAGCGAAUCGCUAUGAACAACUCGCCAGCUUCCGUUGUCGAAUUUUAUUCCCCUGUGCGGCCAGUCUUGGAUAGCCCUAUGUCGCCGAGAUUGGAUUCAUCUUACCUGGCGAUGUGCAGCUCCUUUCCAAAUGUACCCUGA